Messenger RNA from Pongo pygmaeus (Bornean orangutan), 3662 nucleotides. RefSeq names its product chromosome 4 C5orf15 homolog (gene C4H5orf15). Lineage: Eukaryota; Metazoa; Chordata; Mammalia; Primates; Hominidae. The transcript has 3 exons. The coding region runs from base 1648 to 2316 and encodes 222 amino acids. The record is from RefSeq and is a predicted model, not a curated record.
AUGGCGUAGAGCCUAGCAACAGCGCAGGCUCCCAGCCGAGUCCGUUAUGGCCGCUGCCGCCCUGAAGAGGAUGAGGGGGCCAGCACAAGCGAAACUGCUGCCCGGGUCGGCCAUCCAAGCCCUUGUGGGGUUGGCGCGGCCGCUGGUCUUGGCGCUCCUGCUUGUGUCCGCCGCUCUAUCCAGUGGUAAAGGGGGCGCGGCGGCAGUGCGGGCUUAGGAAGGCUAGGAGGGCUCGGGCGCAGGGCAGGAGACAGGCCGGGCCAGGGAAAGGGCGCUUCCAAGUGUCAGGAGCAGACGGCGGUGUCUGGUUGGGGCAGGGUCUCCGCGGGCCUGAGGACAGAGGGUAUGGUGUCUGAAGGGGUCCAAGGUGGUAGGAUCUCCAAGGGGUCUGAGAAGUGGGGUCCCUGAGAGAUGCAGGAACCCAGGGAGCAGGGAGCAGGGUGUGUAGAUGGGCGGGGAGGGAGGAGUGGUGUUGGCGCCUAGAGAUCGUUGAAGAAUGGGCUGCCACAAGGAAUUGGGGUGGUGGGGUCUCCAAAAUUUCUUGGAUCGGAAAGUUAGGAGGCUCUAGAAGAGAGGGUGGCGACAGGGGCUGAGGAGGUGGCCGGGGCUGGGGGUGAGGUGUCUGGAAAGGGUCCUGAGUUUGGGGGACUCAGGAAUCUUGCAGGACCAAGGAAAGGUGGGGGUUUCCAGAAUGGGAGAGGUCAGUGGUAAAGACCGAGGCGGGCAGGGGCAGUAAUCCAGUGACUGGACUGAGCCAAUGGAAUAUUUCCGAGAGGGAAAGUGAAAGGGAAAGAGCUGUCUUCGGGUACUGGUGCAUAUUUGAAGCCUGGGAGGUUCUGGUGUUUGAUAAAGAUUCAGAGUACUGGGGCGUUGGGCCCCUGAAGGCUUGGGAGGCAGAGAGGAGUUUGGAGACAAGGGAGAUCAUGAUUCCUCUUCCCUGUGUUCCGAGUUAACCAGGAUAACCCUGCCUCAUUUUAAUGGAUCUGUAGGAUUUAAUUGAUAGAAGAUUUCAUUUCUUGCAAAUGUUGCAUGGUGAAAUCAAGAGAUUGAAGGCUUUUAUUGAGAAAUUAGGAUAUCUGUAAACCAGUGCCUGAUACUUGGUGGGAAAAAUCCACUAUUAAGAACUUGUAAGGAUUAAACGGUAUUUUGGUUAGUAGUCCCAUUUUUCUUUCAGGCCAAGACACAAUCCUGCGUUUCUCCCUAAAUUUGAAUUUUCAGCUGCAAAACAGUGUGACCUGCUAUAGUGUUUUCUUUCUUGCCAACAGGGCCUGUCCAGCCCUACAUUCCUCUGCGACAGUACUGUGGGUACAUACUUAUGUUUCCUCAGCAACAUUUCAGUGUUGCUAACUGGACGCCCUCCCAGAAGUCUUUGCAGUCUCUGAGGAAGGACUGCUGUCCAUUUCCUAAGGCCCUUUCAUCAUUAGUGAAAUGUAAUGAGGAUUUCCCUGGUUGAUGCAGAUAUUCCCGUUCCUAAAGUACUUAAGUAGCUUAAUUGUUUUGGCCAUUUAAUCAUCUAAGAAAAAUAAAACACAAACAUUUAUAUUUCCUGCUGGAAUGCUUAAGGGAUAUAUAUCUGGCAACUGUAGUUUCAGAAACAGCUUUUUUCCCCUAAGAGAUGGUUGAAAAUUGGGCAAGAAGUGAGGCAGAAUGUGGAGUGUUGUAUCACGGACUGAUUCACCGAGCCCAACCGUACUCAACUCACAUAUUUCUACCCCAAAUGUGAAUGCUUUAACACAUGAAAACCAAACCAAACCUUCUAUUUCCCAAAUCAGCACCACCCUCCCUCCCACGAUGAGUACCGAGAAAAGUGGAGGAGCAUCUGUGGCCCCUCAUCCCUCGCCUACUCCUCUGUCUCAAGAGGAAGCUGAUAACAAUGAAGAUCCUAGUAUAGAGGAGGAGGAUCUUCUCAUGCUGAACAGUUCUCCAUCCACAGCCAAAGACACUCUAGACAAUGGCGAUUAUGGAGAACCAGACUAUGACUGGACCACGGGCCCCAGGGACGACGACGAGUCUGAUGACACCUUGGAAGAAAACAGGGGUUACGUGGAAAUUGAACAGUCAGUGAAAUCUUUUAAGAUGCCAUCCUCAAAUAUAGAAGAGGAAGACAGCCAUUUCUUUUUUCAUCUUAUUAUUUUUGCUUUUUGCAUUGCUGUUGUUUACAUUACAUAUCACAACAAAAGGAAGAUUUUUCUUCUGGUUCAAAGCAGGAAAUGGCGUGAUGGCCUUUGUUCCAAAACAGUGGAAUACCAUCGCUUAGAUCAGAAUGUUAAUGAGGCAAUGCCUUCUUUGAAGAUUACCAAUGAUUAUAUUUUUUAAAGCACUGUGAUUUGAAUUUGCUUAUGUAAUUUUAUUUGCUUGACUUUUUAUAUGAUAUUGUGCAGAUGUUUGCCAUAGGCAAUUGGUACUUAAAUGAGAGGUGAGUCUCUCUUUUGCCUUGGUGCUUCGGAAAUUAAAUGUCACAAACGAGUAUAUAAUUUUUUAUCUGUACUUUUAGAGCUGAGUUUAAUCAGGUGUCCAAAAUAUGAGUUAAACAUUACCUUAUAUUUACACUGUUAGUUUUUAUUGUUUUAGAUUUAUUAUGCUUCUUCUGGAAGUAUUAGUGAUGCUACUUUUAAAAGAUCCCAAGCUUGUAACUAAAUUCUGACAUAUCUGUUACUGCUGACUCACAUUCAUUCUCUGCCAUUCAAAUACUAUUUUUUAUCCACAUUUUUUUUUUUGUUCCCAAACUGUAAUGUACAGGGAUAUGUGUGAUAAUGCUUUGGAUUUGUGUAAUAUUUUUUUUUCUUCUAAGAAAACUGCUUUGGAUAUUUUUAGAUAAUUUAAACAUAAUUUAGGAUAAUGAUAUUGCUCAAUCUGACCACAAUUUUAGGUAAAACAUUAAAUGUGUCAAGAAAUCUUGGCAGCAGAGACUCUGCAGCUUGCAGUGGACAUAGAUAAAAUGUUACAGAGAUACUAUUUUUUUGGUUGGAAUUACUAUACUAAAUUUAGAAGCAGAAACUGGAAAAUGUUAAAUACAUGUACAAUUGCUUUUAGUUAGCAAUUGAUUAUAGCAUGGGUUCCUCCAAGGUUUCAAGCAAUGGGCAGAGUUUAAAAUUAUAUCAGAUUCGUUUACUUUGUUUAUUAUUUUACAGUAAAUUUGAAUAAAUCUUAGGGGCCAUUAUCACUUAAAUAAUACUGUAUCUAGGUCUUUCAAAUUAAAAUUAUACCUGAAUGAAGUUGUUUGUAUACAUAAAGGAUAUUUGUGUACAAUGACCUUUUUUCCCCCACACUUGUUUUCUUUGUUUUUGUUUUUUAUGGCAACUGGAAAGUAUUUACUAUGGGAUUCAUUUAUGUCUGUCUUUCUAUCAUAAAGAAUUGAUCAAUAUGUAAAUAUGUGAUUUCAACCAUGGUUGACUUACAAGUGUCACUACAGCUUUUUAGAAAACAUAGCCCUAAUAUAUGUUAAGCAGGACCCGGGUGAGCCAGUGGGCUUGCGCUUUAUGUAGAGCUGGAAGAAGGCCGUCCAGCCUGUCUCUUGGGCGGACAGUGUACUUUCCUAAUAGGGAAGGGAAGCACAAUGGAAAUACCCCUGAACCGUUUUAUUGCAGUAAUUUUUUUCAUAUCCGAAACUAUUAUUUAAUAUUUUGAAUAAGAUUUUAAAAAAUAAAUGGCAAAGAUAUAAA